AUGGUGUGUAUCAAUGGAAUAAUUUUUACAUCACGACAAAAAAUAUUUCCUUGUAAAUGUAAAAAAUGUCAAAAACUGAAUGAGAUGAAAUGGAAGAAACCACUAACGAUUAAGAGGUUUAUUACUGUUUUAAUAACAAUAGUUUUACUAUUUUUAUUUUAUACCUUAAACAAACAACGAAAAAAAUAUUGUACUGAAGUCAUUGAACCAUAUAAUCCAUUUAAAGUUUUAAAUAUCUCUAAUUCAUCAAAUAGACUUAAUAUUGAACAACGAUUCCAUGACAUUCAAUUAAGAUAUUUAAUAAAAAAAGUAACUCUUGAAGAAGAAAAGGUAUAUCUUCGGCAAAAAUAUGCAUAUGAGUUAUUAAGGAAUGACAAUAGGUUCUUAGAAUGGAAAAGUCAAUGGGACAAAUUAACAAACUCUACUCAUUUAAUUGCACUACCUUCUAUUUUUCAACCAAACACUAAUUUUAUGUACACAGUCUUUAUGAUUUAUAACACAACAAUUUUUUUAAUAAUACCAAUAAUAUUACUCAUUAGUUCUAGAAUUUCAUCUUCUUAUAGAACCACAAUUAAUAAGAACAAUGAAACAUGUUCUCAAUAUAAACAACUUUAUGAAAAAAUAUUUGAUAACUUUGUAUCAUUCUCAUUAAUCAUUGAGGCAAUAAGUUCAACUGCACUAGUACAAAGACACAUUACAUAUAAUUCAUAUGACUCAAAAUUCUUACCACAAAUUAGAAGUAAAGUAAAUCAAGACCUUUUAAAUACACCUCAUAUCCAAACAAAAGAAGUUGUUAAAGCACAGACAUUAAUUUGUGCAUACCUCAUGAGAAUUAAACUACCAAAAUAUCUUAAAUAUACUCUUUAUUCAAUGCUACCUGACUUAAGAAAAAUAAUUACUGAUUUAAUCAAUUACUUCUUCUCCAAGGGGAGUCUGGAUGCAAUGGUAUUAACUACAAGAAUGGGCCAAAUGAUUGCACAAGCAUGUACAGUUGAGACUGAAUAUCUUCAAUUACCUGAAUUUCAAUCAAGUCAAGUAAUAUAUAUGAAAAAAAUUACAACAUCUCAAUUGGGAUCAAUCAAUACAUUAGAACGCUUACAAAAACUUCAUGAAAUAUGUUAUAAUGAACACCAACUAAAUUUAUGGAAAAAUUAUUUAAUGUACUUUCCUGCAAAUAUGGAAAUUGAUUUGGGAUUAAAUAAAGAAAUUAGUUAUAACUCUCGUUCAUUUGACUUAGAAAUUAGAAUAAGAAGAAACCUUUUGACUUACAAUUUACAACAAUCAACUGAUCCAGAAACAAAUCAAAGUACAGAAUUAAUAGAAAAAGAUAAGACAAUUCGUAGUCAUACCCCAUUCUUAAGAAAAGCAAUUAAAGAAAGAUUCUAUUUAUUUGUUGAAAUAGAAAAUCAACAUUUAGUGUGUUAUAAAGAAAUAUUAAAAAUACCUUUUUCACCAAAUAUAUUUACUAUUAACAUUCAUGUCCCAAUUCCUCUAAAUAUAAAUUCAAUUAAUUUCUGCAUUUAUUUAAUUUCAAACAGUUAUUUAGGAUGUGAAUAUUGUAUGAAGAAAAAUAUUAAAUUAUUGUAUGCUUAA
This is a messenger RNA of Entamoeba nuttalli P19, 1593 nucleotides long. RefSeq lists its product as hypothetical. Bases 1 to 1593 code for a protein of 530 amino acids. NCBI's taxonomy places the organism in Eukaryota, Evosea, Mastigamoebida, Endamoebidae. The record is from RefSeq and is a predicted model, not a curated record. Gene Ontology annotation, molecular function: RNA binding; transmembrane protein transporter activity. Gene Ontology annotation, biological process: SRP-dependent cotranslational protein targeting to membrane; post-translational protein targeting to endoplasmic reticulum membrane. The transcript is spliced from 3 exons. Gene Ontology annotation, cellular component: Sec62/Sec63 complex.